UCUCUCAGACGAGCUCAUCACUGCAGACACAGUGGACGGGGCCAUCCAGCAGGUCGUGAGCUCUGGAGGUCAGCAGGUCAUCACCAUAGUAACAGACGGCAUUCAGCUGGGCAACCUGCAGACGGGCACGGGCAUCAGUCAGCCCAUAAUAGUCACCAUGCCUGAUGGGCAGCAGGUGCUGACAGUGUCGGACACAGAGGUCGCAGAGGAAACGGUGAUCAGCGACGAACCUUCAUUCAAACGGCAGCGAGUGAAAGAAGAAGACGAGGAUCAGACGAUAGAAACACAGGACAUUCAGAUCCAGCAAACGGUCUCGCUGGAGGACUUCCAGGAGAAAGUGUCUCUUCUAAAGCAGCUGGAGGAGGCGAACCGUGAGGCACAGAAAUACCGACAGCAGCUCCUGAAGAAGGAGCAGGAGGCCGAAGCGUACCGGCUGAAGCUGGAGGCCAUCACACGGCAGAGCGGGAAGAAACACGCCUAACACACAC
Rhinichthys klamathensis goyatoka is the source of this 488-nucleotide messenger RNA. RefSeq names its product GA binding protein transcription factor subunit beta 1 (gene gabpb1). Bases 158 to 481 code for a protein of 107 amino acids. The transcript has 3 exons. The record is from RefSeq and is a predicted model, not a curated record. Lineage: Eukaryota; Metazoa; Chordata; Actinopteri; Cypriniformes; Leuciscidae.